AUGGAUCUUGUUAGUUAUAAGUCGUUAUUUCAGGUAGCGCACAUGUUCAAGGGGUGCCCGGGACCUGCUGGAUACAUAGUGCUGCCGAAUUGUAUUUGGACUCAAUAUUUUGUAACUCCUCAAUUAGGGAGUCUUCUUGCUGCGAUUCUCUUGAUUCUGAUCACCGUUUCUUCACAAGCAAAAGCUCUUAAAUCCCCUCAAAAGUUCUGUAACUUCUCUGUUGAUUCUGCCUACUACAAUGUCCUUUUUCCUUCGCCAUCUCCAUUUCCUUCUCGUUCGCCUUCCUCCUUCGCUUCUCCUUCUUCUUCUCAUUCUCUUCAUCUAUCUUUUUCUUCAUCUUCUUCGUGUUCUUCCUCUCCUCCUCCUACUCUUUAUUCUAAUUCGUCUUCUUUUCUGACUGUAUCUGAACAUCCACUAUUACUUCCAUCUAUACCUCUUGUACCCGCACUCUUCAUCAUCGGAGAUUCAACCGUCGAUUGCGGCAAUAACAACUUCGUCGGUACCUUCGCUCGAGCGGACCGACUUCCGUACGGUAGAGACUUCGAUACGCACCAGCCCACUGGAGGGUUCUGUAAUGGAAGAAUCCCCGUUGAUUAUUUCGCUUUGCUUCUUGGACUUCCCCUUAUCCCAAGUUAUCUUUCCCAGUCCGGUUCUGUCAAUGAUAUGAUUCGAGGAGUGAAUUAUGCAUCUGCUGGUGCUGGAAUUAUUUUCACUAGUGGAUCAGAAUUGGGUCAGCGCAUCUCCUUUACGCAGCAAAUUCAGCAGUUUUCUGAUACUUUGCAGCUGUUUAUCUUGAGCAUGGGUGAGGAGGCUGCUGCCGAUCUUAUUUCAAAAUCAGUGUUCUACAUCUCCAUUGGUAUCAAUGAUUAUAUACAUUACUACCUGCGUAAUGUAUCAAAUGUCCAAAGUGUGUACACAUCGUGGGAUUUCAACCAUUUCUUAGCAUCAACAGUGAGGCAAGAAAUUAAGGUUACACUCUCAAAUCUUUCUCUUUUCCUCUCAUUUUGUCAUGUAUUUAAGGAAUCAUCUGCGAAUGUGAUUAGCUGUUUAUGGCUUGGAUGUGAAAAAAAGAGAGUAGGGAACAACCCAUUAUUGACAGAUUACUCUUCUUCCUAUAACUAA
Messenger RNA from Tripterygium wilfordii, 1122 nucleotides. RefSeq names its product GDSL esterase/lipase At3g53100-like. The record is from RefSeq and is a predicted model, not a curated record. NCBI's taxonomy places the organism in Eukaryota, Viridiplantae, Streptophyta, Magnoliopsida, Celastrales, Celastraceae. The transcript is spliced from 5 exons. Gene Ontology annotation, molecular function: hydrolase activity, acting on ester bonds. Bases 1 to 1122 code for a protein of 373 amino acids.